GCGCGCCGGCCAGCUGCUAGAAGCCGAGGGGCUGAUGAUCGACACCCCGAGCAGCGAGAAUGCGGUCGAGGAUCUCCUCCCCGGCUGGAUGGCACUGCUGGGAUCGUCCAGAGUCCACAGCGAGAUCGAGCUGGGGGCUCGAGCGGCGGCUAGGGUCGCGGGUCUCAACGCCUGCAAGGGCUCCUCUUACGUCCUUUUGGCGAGCGUGCUACAUGCGAGCGCAUGAGAGGUACGGAAGUGGCCAUGGCCCAGUAGGUGGUACGGGCAAGCGUUGUUUUCUUCUGCCAGGCCUUGCCCUAAGGUUGCUCCAGUCGCGGCUGCUGGAUCUGCCCAGCGCUCCCUUCCAAGGUAGUACCAAGAAAUCUUCUUUUUCUCGGGGCUGCGGCGCCGCGGCCAGGGAAAUCCUUCUUCUUCCAGCUUGGGCGAGGGCAAUUUGCAACAAAGAGGGGAAAAAUCUGAGGAUGGUUGGAGGUGGAAUCAGCCAGAACACGUUUGCAGCACUCGAGAGCCGCCGUCGCAAGAAGAAAUCGGACAAGGAGGCGGCUUCGGGCAAGAGCGAGAGGAAGGAGGAGCCGCCGGCCCAGCAGGUCUGGGCUCCCGUGCCUGUGACCGUCAAGUCGUGGGCGGAUGUGGAGGACGACGAUGACGACUACUACGAGACCACCGCGCCGCUGCCACCGACAUGGCAAGUCCAGCAGCAGCAGCAGCAGGAGCAGAGCAAGGAGGAGAAGGAGCUCCUCGAGGAAAGUGAGGGUGAUGAGGAUAUAGAAGAGGAGCCAGAGGACGAGGAGGCGGAGAAUGAGGCCUCGGAGGAAGCUCCCGCAGCGGAGUCUGCUUCCACAGCCUCAGCUGCUGCAGCCGUGGCGCGCGAGCCCGACCGGCAGCUCUCCAAGAAGGAGCUCAAGAAGAAGGAACUCGCGGAGCUGGACGCCGUUCUAGCCGAGCUCGGCAUUGCCAACGAAACAAAAGCUUUGGAGCCGCUUGACGAGGCCAAGGCCGUGGAGGCGAGCGAAGAGACGGGUGAGGCCUCCAAGGAGGCGAGCAAGUCCGCGAAGAAGAAGAAGCCGAAGAAGGAGAAGUCUUUCAAGGAGGGAGACGUGCCCCCAACGCCGGAUGCCGAGGCAAGCAGUGCUAAGGAAGAGGCGGCGGUGGUGGCGGCGAUGGCGGCGGAUGGCCAGGUCCAGGAUCCAAAGGAGAUUGUCAAGAGGCUGGCCUCGAUGAAGAAGAAGAAGUCGGGCAAAGACGGCGACAUGGCUGCCAAGGCCGCCGCUGCGGAGGCCGCCGCCAGGGCCGUGAAGCUCGCCGCCGCCAAGAAGAAGGAGAAGCAUCACUACAAUCAACAGCCGGCACGAUGAGUUUUUUGAGAGCCGAGAAUUCUCUACGAUCGCGCAGGUGUUGUCUUCGUUUUCUUUUGUUUCCUUCGUUGUUCUUCAUCGCGGAUGAUUUCUUCCGCAGUUUCUAUACGCAAGGUUUUGUAAUAAAGAAAAGUGCAAGCUUGGUUCUAUGCU
This is a messenger RNA of Selaginella moellendorffii, 1508 nucleotides long. Its product is annotated as nucleolar and coiled-body phosphoprotein 1. NCBI's taxonomy places the organism in Eukaryota, Viridiplantae, Streptophyta, Lycopodiopsida, Selaginellales, Selaginellaceae. The coding region runs from base 60 to 1355 and encodes 431 amino acids. The transcript is spliced from 3 exons. The record is from RefSeq and is a predicted model, not a curated record.